Molecule: messenger RNA, 1291 nt
Organism: Cucurbita pepo subsp. pepo (vegetable marrow)
Lineage: Eukaryota; Viridiplantae; Streptophyta; Magnoliopsida; Cucurbitales; Cucurbitaceae
Product: TPD1 protein homolog 1-like
Biological process (GO): cell fate determination
Source: RefSeq, a predicted model, not a curated record
UUUUACAGAAAAAGUUAGGGAGUUGUUGAAGGAAUUAAGGUUGUGGGAAGAGUUCAACUUGGUAUAGAACAUUAUUAAAAGAUCAAAAAUAAUAUUUUUAAUAAUUUAGCUCAUUUUAAAAAAUGCAACUAAUGUCCAACUACUAAAGAUUCUGCCCAUAUUUCGAUUGGCCCUCAAAUCAGACACAGACAACUACAUAAAUAACGCCGCACAUCAUAGCCGACAUCCCCUGCUUUUGGCGGCGGCUCUGUGGACCGAAAAAGAACAGCCUUUCCUCUUCCCCACCUCUCUCCCUCUGUGAAUUUCAUCACCCAGUUUAAGGAACACAGCCCUUCAUAUGGCUGCUAGACCUUUGACGCCAUUAAUGGCGGACACACCCAGCUCACUCUGCUUUUAUAAGUAGCCCGCCAGGUUUAGCAGAUGAAGACGGAGCCUCUGUUUUUAAUUCCAUUUUGUUCACACGUGUGCUCACUCCACUGAUUUGGUCUUCCUUUUCAAAAACGUCAUUCUACACUCCAAUCUCUUUGCACAUGCUUUUACAUACACCCCUUUUGAAGCUAUUUCAGAAAGAAAGUGAACAGCCAUGAAAGGCGGUGCUUUUCGCAGUUUUUUCCUCUGUUUUUCCCUGUUUCUUGCGUUCAAGUUGGUUCGUUUGAGUGUUGUUCAGGCAGCUGCAAGAGAAAAAAACAGUGGAAUUUCUUGGAUGUCGCUUCAGUCUUCUAAAACUGGUCGAGGGAUGAAUCGGGUUGGUUCAGAAUGUUCGAAAGACGAGGUGGUUGUGUUUCAAGGGCAAACAGCUCCACUUCCAGAUGGGAUUCCAUCAUUCAUAGUUCAGAUCUUAAAUUCAUGUUCUUCAGGCUGCAGCAUCUCCAACAUUCACAUGAAAUGUGGUUGGUUCAGCUCAGCCAGAUUGGUGAAUCCAAGAAUUUUCCGGAGAGUCAAGUAUGAUGACUGCCUUAUCAACGACGGCAAGGCUCUUGCUCCUGGACAAACUCUGUCAUUUCAAUAUGCUAACACUUUUCCUUACCCUCUUUCUGUAUCUUCUGUAACUUGUUCUUCUUGACUUAACAAGCCUAUGAGCAGAUAGCCCUUGUGGGACCUUAUGAAUUGUGUAUGAUCCUUUAGUUUUCUAAGAACUUCUCACAUUAUAUCAUUUGAUGAUCAACUUUCUGUGUACAAUCUGUUAUAAUCUUCUGUCAAUUGGAUGAUAUUUGAGUAAAGAACAAGUCAUUCCAUUAUUACAAGUUCAUCACAACAAGUCAUUCAUUUAUAAAAAGUUAGAUUAUUGUAA